This is a messenger RNA of Cyprinus carpio (common carp), 3209 nucleotides long. RefSeq names its product ankyrin repeat and SOCS box protein 16-like. Gene Ontology annotation, biological process: positive regulation of transcription by RNA polymerase II; neuronal action potential; negative regulation of delayed rectifier potassium channel activity. Gene Ontology annotation, cellular component: nucleus; synapse; membrane. The coding region runs from base 947 to 2353 and encodes 468 amino acids. The record is from RefSeq and is a predicted model, not a curated record. Gene Ontology annotation, molecular function: transcription cis-regulatory region binding; transmembrane transporter binding. The transcript is spliced from 6 exons. Lineage: Eukaryota; Metazoa; Chordata; Actinopteri; Cypriniformes; Cyprinidae.
AUUUAUGACUUGAGCCGCAUGCAAACUGGGAAAUCACGACUAAAAGUCGUGCACCCUAAUGUAUUUGUUAUUAUUUACUGUAUUAUUAUUUUUAUUUUUUUGUUAUUUAUCUAAUCUAUUUUUAUAAAUUAUGUGUGUCCCAUGUCACGUCUUAAUUAGUUUGCCCUUUAAAAACAAUCAUUCAUUAAAAACAGCGUUUAAAAAAAAUGGGUCAGUAACAACAAAGUCUUUUUUAUAAACUAAAAUAAAAUAAAAUGAGGGUUUCUAAGAUCCCAAGAACAAGAUUUUAUUCAUGCUACCUAACGUAGCCUACUUUUAGACGUUCAGUGGUUUCUUAUUAAUAUAAAAAUCUUAUAAACCAAAAGUGCAAUAGCAUGUCAAGGCACUCAUCUUAAAUUUUCCACAGGCUUUGUAAAACAACAACAACAACAACUCAAAAACAGCAUUCAAAUAACUGUAUAGUUAUAAUAAAUUUAAUACAGUAAAAUAGCAAAUAUUAUUCUGGUCAAUUCAUAAAAUAGUUAGCAGUGAUUGAGUGCUGAAUAUUCAAUAACCACGAUGACACCCCAGAUUUAUCUGGCCCAGCAGGUAAUGGUUUGUUUUGAAUUUUACACAGGACAAAUUAUAUGGCAAAACAAUAAUUUGAUGCGCCACCUACAGGCGAUGUCGUGCUAGUGCAGGAACAUGUUUGCUCACAUUCUAGUCUAUUAAUACCCAGAGCUCCACCAUGUGUCAGCUCAACAAUAUCUUGUGACAGGCACCUUCGUUCUUGAAGGGACAGCGGUGGUUUUAUUAACAGAAAUAGCAAAUAUUUCGAGCAUUGACCAUUAUACAUACCAAACAAAUGUUUUAAGCAAGUUUAUCAUUUUUUAUUGAAGUGCUGCCUGAACAGGAGGAACUUGAAAAGCAUUAUAGGACGCUUCUAAACACAAAAGCUCUUGUUGGGAUGUCCCGGGACACCUUUGCCUUCACUUCUGCCUCCUUACGCUCCUUAAGGCUGGAGCAGGAGCUGCAGGACUGGGAGGACGCCAGGAGGGCACUGGCACACAGGAGGGCUAUGACAAGGCGUCCACUACCCGCCGCCCCCAGACUCCGACAUGGAAACGAGAGAAUCCAGACAGUACGUGCUCCACCACCACAAGUACGGUGCAGAGACCCAGCCAUUCAUAACAUCUUUAUGUGUGGAGAUAUGAAGAGAGUGUAUGCAGUCCUCAAAGAUCCAGGCAUGGUGAAUGCACUGAUGGAGACAGUACAUGAGGAGAUGAUGUGGGCCCCGGAAAUGGGAAUGUGGACUCUUGUCUCAAAAGUAAAGCAGACGUCUGCACUGCGUCUGGCUGCCAGCAGGGGCCACUCUGGUUGUGUCGAGGAGCUGCUGUUUAGGGAAGCAGAGGUGGAUGCAGACCCAGGCGGCCGUACAGCUUUACAUGAUGCCUGUUCUGGAGGCCAUCACAUCUGUGUGCGCCUGCUCCUAGACCACGGGGCUGAUCCAGACCUGCUUGCUGUAGACGGCAAUGCCCCGCUGCACCUCUGCAAUGCAGCAGAAACAUAUCAGUGUGCUGAGCACUUGGUGACCAGUGGUGCGCAGGUGAACGUGGCCCAGCGAGACUCAGGUCUCACCCCCCUUCACGUGGCAUGCAGGAGAGGGCUCGAAGACCACGUGGAGCUCUUCCUGUCGUAUGGAGGGGACGUGACAGCUCGGAGCCAAGAGGGCGAGACGCCCUUGAACUCAGCCUGCGCUGGGGCAGAGAGACCUGCAGAUGCAGGACGGUAUCUGCGUAUUGUCCAGAAGCUGCUAGUGGCUGGGGCUGAUGCACAGACUGCUGGGAGGAAGAAGCAUACGGCCUUGCAUAAUGCCUGUGGAAACUGUUGCCCCCGCAUAGUUAAACUGCUGCUGGAACAUGGGGCUCGUGCGGACGUAGAUAACUGUGCUGGGUACACACCCAUGGACUGCCUGUUACAGGUGAUUGAGGAUUACCCAGACCAGCAGCCAGAGGUUGUGGCUCGAUCUCUUCUUAACUAUGGAGCACAGCCGCCCUCCCCUAGAAUGCUGAAACUCUGCCUGCCCUCUCCUGCCACUUUGGAGGUAAUGCUGAAUUGCUACCCGGUCAUCCCAGCGUGUGACGAGUGGUUAGAGGACAUACCAGAGGAACUUCUGAAGGUGUGUCUGAAAAUAUAUCACAUUCCAAAAAUGUUAUGCUCAGAGGAUUCCCAACAUAGCUCAGGAGAAAUCAUGAGUUCUCAGUUACUUUUCAUUUACGGAUCAAAAUCUAAUGCAAUUAAAAAGCAGGCACAAAUGUUUGACACCAAACUUUGUUUUUUGAUAUUACUGAUAUAUUAUAUAUCGUAUUAUUAGUUGUGUUUUAUACAGUAAAUUUACUUUGAUUUAGCAAUUUGGUUGAAUAAGCCCUGCCAUUUCUGUUUAUGUUUUUAUUCAGAAACUAAUAUCUCAUCCUAAUAAAAAAACAUUUGUUGUAUUCUCAGGAGCAUAAAUCUUUCUUCGAUGCGGUCAGACGGAUGAGCGGUCAGCUGCGCUCUCUUCAGCACCUCUGCCGCUGUGCGCUCCGUAGCCACCUGGGGUCACAGUGUCACUUCGCAAUAGUCCAGCUCAACAUCCCCAGCACUUUGAAAGAUUAUCUACUGCUGCAUAAUGAUGGACUGCUCCGCUGAGCUCCAUUUUUAGACAAACUAAAAAUAGCUGACUAGAAACAAUGGGCUGAACUGAAUACUGUUUUUCACAAUUGCCUCUUGACAAUAGAAGUAGGAUGGAUUAUGGCCCCGGGCCAAAUGGGGCAGUGCCCUGGGGACUUUCACUGUCAGAGGCGUCGAACUACGAGGACCACAGUGGCCUAACAGACAGAAAUAAGACACAGCAAACGUAAUAUUGAUACUGAUAGAUGGAUGGUUGUUCUUUAAUAUGUGCCUAUGGUUGUUCUCGCAUAUGAAAUAAACAAAGACAUGAAAAUGAGAUUGUCCCAGGCACCUCCUUGACACUAACUGAAUGUAUUAUUGUUUUUUAUGUAUGUAUUACUUUGAUGAUGUAUAUAAAUAUAAAAAAUCUGGAUGAUGACAUCACUGAAUCAUCUAUGAACUGACUAUAACUUGAAAAAUGACUGUUUGUUAUUUUCCUCUUGCAUUAUUGACAAACUAUUGUCCUGUUUGCCACUGUAAAGUUGCUAUCAGUAUUGUAUAAAGCGCUAUACAAAGGUGAC